Molecule: messenger RNA, 931 nt
Organism: Eucalyptus grandis
Lineage: Eukaryota; Viridiplantae; Streptophyta; Magnoliopsida; Myrtales; Myrtaceae
Product: probable transmembrane ascorbate ferrireductase 3
Exons: 4
Coding region: 115-783 (222 amino acids)
Molecular function (GO): oxidoreductase activity
Source: RefSeq, a predicted model, not a curated record
GCGCCUUACAUCAAACCAAUAUCAGUCGGUCCGUAAAAAAGGAAAAAGAAAGGGGGGAGAUUGCAAGCAACAGAGCCGAAAUCUUCCCGAGUCUUUACCUCAUCUUGUGCCAUUAUGAUCACGGGAAGACAUGAGCAUUAUGGAUCGGCCUCUCGCCUAACAGUGGCGGCGCACUUGUGCGGGGUCCUCUCCAUUGUUCUCAUGCUGGUCUGGUUGCUCCACUAUCGUGAGGGCAUGGAAUUUGAUUCCGACAACGCGUUGCGAGUUUUCAAUGUUCACCCUUUCCUUAUGGUAUUUGGGUUCAUUUUCUUCAGCGGUGAAGCGAUGAUGGCGUACAAGACAGUAGCCGCGGAGUGGCAGGUCCGCAAGGUCACGCACAUGUUCCUCCAUAUCAUCGCGUUUAUCCUCGGAGUCGUAGGCCUUUGCGCGGUUUUCAAGUUCCACAACAUGCAGGAGAUAGAGGACAUGAACAGCCUCCACUCCUGGAUCGGCAUCGGCACCAUCUCCUUGUUCGGAUGUCAGUGGCUACUCGGUCUCUUCACCUUCAUGAUUGGCGCCACGUCGAGGGAGGCCAGAUCGAGAAUGGCGCCAUGGCACAUAACUGGAGGGAGAAUCAUUCUGUUCAUGGCGGUAUGCACGGCCUUGACCGGGUUGAUGCAGAAGGCUGUAUUCUUAGAACUCAAGCACGAGAGAGAAGCGCGGUUGGUCAAUUUCAUUGCCGUCUUCAUCCUCCUCUUUGGCAUCUUCGUCGAUGCCUCGGUCUCUCUCGCUCACUACGUGUGAUUCGAGCGAUCUCUAUAUACAUAUACAGCUUCUUCUUUCUUGAAUCAUUGGCUUUUCUUUUCCCCCUUGUUGAAAGUGUGAUCUUAUUGAUACUGAUUGUAUGUACUAGUGUCUCUUUAUCAUAAUUUAUCUGUCAUUUCGGUUUCUA